This is a messenger RNA of Apodemus sylvaticus (European woodmouse), 1855 nucleotides long. It is a transcript of the gene Hoxb5, whose product is annotated as homeobox B5. Bases 101 to 910 code for a protein of 269 amino acids. Gene Ontology annotation, cellular component: nucleus. The record is from RefSeq and is a predicted model, not a curated record. Gene Ontology annotation, biological process: regulation of transcription by RNA polymerase II; anterior/posterior pattern specification. Gene Ontology annotation, molecular function: RNA polymerase II cis-regulatory region sequence-specific DNA binding; DNA-binding transcription factor activity, RNA polymerase II-specific. The transcript is spliced from 2 exons. Lineage: Eukaryota; Metazoa; Chordata; Mammalia; Rodentia; Muridae.
AGUACAGUGCAUCGCUAUAAUUCAUUAAUACAUCAUAAAUCGUGAAGCACAGGGUUAUAACGACCACGAUCCACAAAUCAAGCCCUCCAAAAUCACCCAAAUGAGCUCGUACUUUGUAAACUCCUUCUCGGGGCGUUAUCCAAAUGGCCCGGACUAUCAGUUGCUAAAUUAUGGCAGCGGCAGCUCUCUGAGCGGCUCUUACAGGGAUCCCGCUGCCAUGCACACCGGCUCUUACGGCUACAAUUACAAUGGGAUGGAUCUCAGCGUCAACCGCUCCUCGGCCUCCUCCAGCCACUUUGGGGCGGUGGGCGAGAGCUCGCGCGCCUUCCCCGCGUCCGCCCAGGAGCCCCGCUUCAGGCAGGCGACGUCCAGCUGCUCCCUGUCCUCGCCCGAGUCCCUGCCCUGCACUAACGGCGACAGCCACGGCGCCAAGCCCUCUGCUUCGUCCCCCUCCGACCAGGCGACCCCAGCCAGCUCCAGCGCCAAUUACACCGAAAUAGACGAGGCCAGCGCGUCCUCUGAGCCUGAGGAAGCGGCGAGCCAGCUAAGCAGCCCGAGCCUGGCUCGGGCACAGCCAGAGCCCAUGGCCACCUCUACAGCCGCGCCCGAGGGGCAGACUCCACAGAUAUUCCCCUGGAUGAGGAAGCUUCACAUCAGCCACGAUAUGACUGGGCCAGACGGGAAAAGGGCCCGGACCGCGUAUACUCGCUACCAGACCCUGGAGCUGGAGAAGGAAUUCCACUUCAAUCGCUACCUGACCCGGCGGCGACGUAUCGAGAUUGCCCACGCGCUUUGCCUGUCCGAGCGUCAGAUCAAAAUCUGGUUCCAGAACCGUCGUAUGAAGUGGAAGAAGGACAACAAACUGAAAAGUAUGAGCCUUGCUACAGCCGGCAGCGCCUUCCAGCCCUGAGCCGAUCCAGAGGAGCCCUGGGCGGCCCAAGAGCCCGCACCACCCCGAGCCCGACCCUUCCAAUCUUCCCUGCACUGCCGCUGCCCGCUGGGGACCAGGUCCCAUGAGCCUGUCACACCCGAGUUCCGUGUUACAAUUUUUCGUUUGGUCUUAGGUCCUCCUAUGGCUCCCUCUCUCCUGGACUGGUUAUCUUGUUAUUAUUGUUAAUAAUAAUAAUUAUUAUUAUUUCCCCUCCGUGCUCCCCACUUCUCUUGGCUCGCCCCCAAGUUGCCAGUGUUUCUGAAUGUCCUCCUGUCUGUGGUUGCGCCCCUUUCCCCAGGAAAAAGAAAAGAAAAAGAAAUUUGCAUGUUUAAUGUGACUUCCCCUCCCAGUCUGUGUUCUAACUUAUUUAUAAAAGGAUAAUGGCUGUGUAUUUUGAGUUUCUGCUGGAAACUUCCAUAAGGGGCAGCAGCUGAGGUUGGGUAGUGCUGGGCCCAGCUGAGCUGGCCUGGGAAAUGGAGUCCACCACUGUGUCUCUUUCCUCUCACCUCAUCCUUCUUCAGCCCCACCCUACCCCCACCCCCUAGGCUCAGGUAGCUUGUUCCUUGGGGUGGGGAGGCAGCUAGGGAAGGAUAAGAGUGUGGAUAUUGAGAGGAAAAGAGCAAGAGUUAAGGGCCUGCUGCCUGGUAGGCCCCACAAGGCCUAGUCUGGAAGUGUAUGGAAUCAGAAAUAAUCCUCAGUGUAAAAUGUCUUGUGGUUUUUCUCUGUGAAUCUGUGGGUCUGGCUAGAAGGCCCAAAACUUGUAAAUAUGGGGGUACUCUGGGUCAGGCCAAUUACUUCCUCUCUUACCCAUUUCGCUUCUAAGACCAUUUGUAGUGAGCGAGUGGAUACAGUGUGAAAUCUGUCUUUGCCAGGCCUGUCUCAGUGAUUAGCUUUUGGUAUGUCUGUAGCUUUCCUUGAAGUCGA